This is a messenger RNA of Suillus paluster, 938 nucleotides long. Its product is annotated as DnaJ domain-containing protein. NCBI's taxonomy places the organism in Eukaryota, Fungi, Basidiomycota, Agaricomycetes, Boletales, Suillaceae. The record is from RefSeq and is a predicted model, not a curated record. The transcript has 4 exons. The coding region runs from base 36 to 938 and encodes 300 amino acids.
GGUUAUAGAACAACGUCAACCGUGAACUAGCAUCUAUGAGAUCCAGAGGAUCUACAUCCUCUCUUUUGUCUAUCAACCUUUCCCCAGGGUCACUUCACGGUCCAUUGUCAAACAAACUACCGCAGCCCAAACACUACGCCACCCAAAGUCCAAAACCCGACGAUAGUAAAACAUCAUGGAUUCACAUUAUCGCACUCGAAUUUGCGGCAUGGAUAUCUUCGCAUAAAGAUACUGUACGACCGGAGCCCACCCAAAGUUCAAAAGGCGGUUCGAAUCGGUGGGUUCACUAUACCGCACUUGGGUUAUGGAGAGAUGCUUCGCAGGACCAAAUCAAACGAAGGUACUACGAGCUGAGCAAGAAACACCAUCCUGACGUCUCUCAAGAUCCAAGUUCUCCCGAAACUUUCAGGAAGGUUACAGAGGCUUAUGCUGUGCUUGGAAACAAGAAGGCUCGACGGAAAUAUGAUCAAUCUGAGCAGCUGCAUUCCGCCCUCGUCACAGGAUUGCUAGAUGAAUGGUCGGGGCGGCCAUCCGCAUCUUCACCGCGCCCACUUGAUCCCACUUUCUGGGACCCAGUCAAGUUAGGCUCAUCUACGUUUUACCGUCCGCCUCCUGGAUACUGGACGGCGAUGAACAGGAUCAGGCGAGAUAGGGAGAAGGAGAAGUCAAAUGCUCAGGAAGUUCCAUCUUCUCCCCAGACAGUCACGCCCUCUCACGACAGAACGGAAGGAAAUGAGAAAAGCAAUGAGAAAACCGAAUCUAAAGAAACGUUCAUCAUCGUUGCUUCCCUCGUGUUUGUUGCGAUCUGGGAAGGGCAGGAGUGGAUACUUGGAUGUACCAGGGCUUUCCUCACCCGACUGCAACAGAACUACGAGAGUGAAAGCAGCGCACCGCAGAGACACAUGGAAGAUACUAUGUCGCAGGCUACUGAUGCUUGA